AUGUCACUUUUCGUGACUUUACUGCUCUGUCAUUUGGCAGCAGCUUCCUUAACCAUCAAAAUCCCUACCUCCAAUCUCCUCCCCAAUCCACAAGUCCUCCCCGCAUCAACUCAUGCCACCCUGACCACACUCCCCUCCGGCAAUGACCAUCGCCUGACAGCCUCCUUAUCUCAUGGGUCCAACUUGGUCUUCCAGCAUAUUCCCGCGCAGCAGGAAUCGUACUUGCUGGAUAUCCGCUCUAGCGAGUAUGUGUUUGCCCCUUAUCGCGUGGAUGUUGCGGCCGAUGGAUCUCUAUUCUCGGUGUUUGGGAGACCUUCCGCGGAAACCCAUGGGACAAUCGGGGUAAUGAGAAUAGAUGCCAAACUUGUUGGUCGUCGAGGCUUCUUCGAGGAGCGUGCCAAAUUCUCCCCGAUGAGUCUCUUUAAGAACCCUAUGAUUCUACUGGCGAUUGCUGCCCUAGGUUUCACCCUGGUGGAUCCGGAACUGCGCGCGGAGUUUGAGCAACACUCGCGCUCGUCCCCAUUGACAGGCGCUACCAGUAACGCCAUGGCCGGCGGUAAUUUUGACUUGGCGGGCUGGAUGGCUGGUACUUCCUCUGGCUCCACGGCCAAUACCGACGCUGCCCAGGGAGGGGCCACCGGCCGUGAUACAGGCGCUACUGCACGGCGCCGUGGUUGA
Molecule: messenger RNA, 678 nt
Organism: Penicillium malachiteum
Lineage: Eukaryota; Fungi; Ascomycota; Eurotiomycetes; Eurotiales; Aspergillaceae
Exons: 4
Coding region: 1-678 (225 amino acids)
Cellular component (GO): EMC complex
Source: RefSeq, a predicted model, not a curated record